Sinocyclocheilus rhinocerous is the source of this 3087-nucleotide messenger RNA. RefSeq names its product kidney mitochondrial carrier protein 1-like. The record is from RefSeq and is a predicted model, not a curated record. Bases 210 to 1070 code for a protein of 286 amino acids. Gene Ontology annotation, biological process: transmembrane transport. The transcript has 9 exons. Lineage: Eukaryota; Metazoa; Chordata; Actinopteri; Cypriniformes; Cyprinidae.
GGAACUUCCGGUCGCGGCGAGUCGAAUUCCUGCUAGCUAAAGACACAUGAUGGGAAACUGAAUGCUGUACGCGCUCCUGGAGUUUGACUGCGAAAAGUACAGUAAUCUUACAUGUGGUUGAGACGAUGGAGUCCAAAAUAAAAUAACAGAGGUGACUGAAGCACCAAGCCUCAGUAGGACUCCAUCAAGCCGAAGGAGCCGCAACAGAAAUGGCAAACCUGAACUGGAAGCCGUUUGUCUUUGGGGGAAUGGCCUCAAUUGUCGCAGAAUUCGGUACGUUUCCCAUUGAUCUCACAAAAACACGGCUCCAGGUUCAAGGGCAGACGCACUGUAUGGAGGUCCGAUAUCGGGGCAUGUUCCACGCUUUGUUGAGGAUUGGCCGCGAAGAAGGCAUCCGGGCAUUGUACUCUGGAAUUUCACCUGCACUCCUCCGACAAGCUUCCUACGGGACAAUCAAGAUCGGUACAUACAACACAUUGAAGAAACUGAUUGUUAGUCAUCCAGAAGAUGAGACUAUGGUGAUUAAUGUGUUUUGUGGUGUGGUGUCUGGAGUUUUGUCGUCCUCUUUGGCAAAUCCAACUGAUGUGCUAAAGAUUCGCAUGCAGGCUCAAGGCAGCCUGUUACAGGGAAGCAUGAUGUCUAAUUUCAUCAACAUUUAUCAGACUGAAGGCACGCGAGGCCUGUGGAGGGGUGUAAUUCCUACCGCACAGAGGGCGGCCAUCGUGGUGGGUGUAGAGCUGCCAGUCUAUGACAUCACCAAGAAGCAUUUGAUUCUUUCAGGCCUCAUGGGAGACACAGUGUUCACUCAUUUCAUUUCCAGUUUCGCGUGUGGUCUGGCAGGUGCUUUAGCCUCCAACCCAGUGGAUGUGGUGAGGACACGUAUGAUGAAUCAACGUGUGCUCGCAGGUAACCCUCUGUACAAGGGUACCCUGGACGGACUCAUGCAGACCUGGAAAAACGAAGGAUUUUUUGCUCUCUAUAAAGGCUUCUGGCCCAACUGGCUGCGUCUAGGGCCCUGGAACAUAAUUUUCUUCAUCACCUUUGAGCAGCUGAAGAAGCUUUCAUUGUAGAGUUUGUGACUUCCCUGAGCUGUGUGUAGGUGUCUGGGGCUUCUGUCCUUCAGCAUUUACCAUCCCUUCUCCGUCACGCACCUAUGAGUAUUUUUAUUUAAGAACGAACAUGUAUUUUGUUCUCAUUUGCAUUGUACAUACUUGACCUAUUUAAACACACUUGUUUUUGCACCUAAAUGCUUUGUGUUUCACUCCUGGCAGCUAUGUUGUCCGUCACCGCCAUGUUCUCAGGCCCAGUGGUGUUUUCAUCAUAUAUGCUUGGUCAGCUAGGAGCAGCACUGGUGUAAAUUUGAGGUAAAGGGCUAAAGCGAAAACUGGAAACCACGAGGCAUAGUUUCUCCACACUGGCUUGAGAGUUUGAAAUUAUAGCAUAAGUUACUAAAAACACAUCCGCCAUGUGGGGGAUGUAAAGCAAUAGUUUAGUGUAGAACUGAAUGUAGUUGGUGAAUAUAAGCAGGAAUAUUAUAAUAUACAGGUCCACGCACUCUAAAUUAGACAUUGUCCUUGUAAUUUAAUAUGUAAACACGGCUUGUGCAGUGAUAAUGUAUUUUGCUUCAUCUGUAGACUGCAGAUAUGAUAGAAAUUGCCCACGUUGCAUACUUGUAUGCAGUCCAAAUUAAUACCAAAGGAACUAGUAAAGGGAGAUGUGGCCUCAUAUCUUGGAUCUUUGAGCUCAGUGGGACUUAUUCAUAAAACAUGAGCCAAUUUCAGUGUAGCCUAAGUCUGUUCUUGCGCAAGUUGUCGCAUUUAAUUCAAAAUUGCUCCGAAAUUGUUACGCUUGUUUCAUAAGGCCCAAUGUGCCCAAAAAGCUUAUUUUAUCCCAUAUUAUGUCAAGGUCCUCUGAAAAGCUCCAUGAAAGUGGGUUAGAAGUUUAUGCCUGAACAUGCAUAGAAUUCUAAGCACUUGUGACAUUGCACAAGUUUUUAUUUUACUUUUUUCAGUGACGUCUUUAUUGCCAUGUACAUUUGCAUGAGUGUGUAGUGUGUGUGUGUUUGUGUUCUGAGAAGCACAUGUAAAAUGUCAAAUAUUUUGGCAGCCGUCAAAAUGUGUAAAUACGGCUACUGUACGAUAGAAUAAAAUAUUAGCACAUAGUUUUUUGUUUUUUUUUUGUUAAUUUUCAACCAGAUUUUGUGGAAAAGGGUGUCAUUUGCAUUUUUAUUGCUUGCCUCUUUGCCAAAGUGUACGUGUAUUAAACCAGAACUGCACUGAUGUUGCUGGUUUUGAAAAGUGACGCAUUAUUAUUGUUAUUAUUGGGAAAGUACUGUUACAUAUUCAUCAUUGUAUGUCAUCAUAUUUCAAGCCUUACCACUUCCUGCUUUUAUAUUUAUGCCUUGGCCUGAUUUUAUGGUGUGCUAGCUAAACAUGAAGUGUUGUACUUCUGCUAUAAUUUACUGUCUAUAUUGUUCAUAACCUUUAACAUGCAAAUCAAACUGUAUUGCAAACAUUCUUAAGUUAUAUGGACAAGCUGUUCUUCAUAUGACUUUAAGGGGACAAGUUUAAAAGGUUUAAUGUAUGUAAUGCUUGGGUUAUUCAGGGGUUUUCAUGUUCGUUAUACUUGCUUUUUCCCAAACUUUUGCUGUUGCUAGAAUGGAGACUACAGCAUGGUGCAUGAUAUAUUCCUCUCUAAUAGAACUUUUGAAAAUGCUUAUUUUAUUAUGUAGCAAAGACCAAGAACCACAUUAACCCAUGUGCCAGUGUUUUUACUUUAGUUUACUGUUAGUCACUCACGGAUCAUAAGGAUGAGAACCUCUUAUGCUAUAUGUUAUGCUCCCUCAGUUGUUUUUGUUUUUGCUCAAUUAUAAUUUUUUUAAAUACUGUUUUAUUUACACUUUUACUAUAUGAAAGGUUCUUUCGUGUAGAGGUACUUUAAAUUUGUGGGGUGUUCGUUUGGAUGUAUAAUUGAAAUCAGGAUGAAUUUUCUGACAAUACUGUUGUACAAUGAGGGAAAUUGUAGAAUUUAUUACCCAAAUACAUUUGAUAAAUGAGAGAUAAUGAAAAUGUGCAGAAUUAAAAUGGG